UUUGUUAACCUUUUCCCAUAUGUCUUGGAGUAUCGCAAUAAUAUUGUAUCGUGAGUUCAGUAUCGUGAUAUGUAUCGAAUCGUGACAUGAGGGUAUCGUUACACCCCUACUUUUUAUGGUUCUUUGUAUUAGUAUCUAAAACGGACCAAACUGUGUAAAUACUGGUGACAUGUUACAAAACAAAAGUGUUACAAUGAGUUAAUACCUAAAUCUGUAUCCCAUAUAUAGAUUUUUUUAUUCCGAUUAUUGAAAUUUAAAAACUGGACAUUCAAAUGUGAAAGUCAAUAGUUCAAGCCUUGAAUAAAUUCACUAUGUACAACUGAGAUUUGCAUUUUUUGACGUUAUUAAACAACAUACUAUUUGUAUUCUGAGCUGUAGCUCUAUUUUACUGAAAGAUUAUUUCCAGAUGGGGGUGUACAUUUCUUUUAGUUAGCACUCACUGAGAAUAAAAGGACAAUAUUGUCCUGUUGAAUGGCUUAAAAAACACAUUGUCAUGACAGGUCACGCUCUUUAGCGUUCCAGACUGACCUACACAUUAAUGGAGCUCUGACACAGCUCAUUUGAACACAUUCACACACUGCCCCUCCCCUUGCCCAACACUGCUUUUCACCAUGGUUUCCUGUGUAAAGAUAACCAGAGUACAUUAAAACAUUCAUUCCAACACUUUAACGCUCUUAAUAGCUUGACAGCCGUCAUUCAGGAAGCUCUGAUAAAUGAGGUCGCCUCUUCUGGUAUGUUUUGUUGGAUUAUGUUUUUGGACUUCUGUAAUAUCAUUGAAGAUCUGUGCCUUCAACAUCCAGAGUUAUGGGGAAGCAAAGGCCAGUAAUAAGAGAGUUAUGGAGAUUUUGAUAAAGAUCAUUUCUCGCUGUGACCUGAGUUUGAUUCAGGAGGUUCGAGAUUCUAGAGGUCAAGCCGUAUCUGCACUGUUGAUGAACCUGAACAGGUUUGACACAUCUCACAUUUACACCCAUUUAGAGAGUAAAAGAAUGGGGAAGAAAACGUAUAAAGAGCAGUAUGUGUACAUUUACAGAAAAGACAUGCUACAGGUGCAAGAGCAAUACCAGCAUCCAGAAUUCAAUGAGACCACAGCAGGAGUGUUCUCCAGAGAGCCGUUCAUCAUAUGGGUCCGUUCUCCCACAACAUUGGUGAAGAACUUCGUCCUCAUUGGUCAGCACACCUGUCCUAAGAAUGCAAUGAAAGAAAUGGAUGCACUUUAUGAGGUCUUCCAAACAGUCAGAAGGAAAUGGAAAACUGAGAAUGUGAUGUUCCUGGGGGACUUAAAUGCAGCCUGCAGCUAUGUUACCAAUAAAGGACUGAAAAACGUGCGUCUCAAGAACAACCCAAAGUUCCACUGGUUGAUCAGAGAUGAACAAGACACUACAGUGCGUGAAAAAACACGCUGCGCUUAUGACAGGAUUAUUAUUCAUGGAAAAGAACUCAUUUCAGGGAUAGUUCCAGAAUCUGCUCAACCGUUCAACUUCAAAAAAGAAUUUAAUCUAUCUGAGGAAGAGGCUUUGGAAGUCAGUGACCACUAUCCUGUAGAAGUGGAUUUAAAAGCAAACCAUCGCUACCUCCUGCGCCACGAACUGUAAAAUGAUGAAUAUCUGUGAAUAUGGCCUACAAAGUACAGAUACUAAUAUCAAUAUCAGCCUGAUACUGUGAUAACCUACUGGUAUUUGUACUGUGCUCUGGUAUCAACAUCUGAUACUAUGCAGUCUGUGUACAAUGUUGUCACACAAGGAAACACCAGCAGCAGAACACAUACAUGUUUUUAAGGCACUUAACUGAUGUUGCAGAGAAAAAAUGUGAAUGGAUAACGGUCAUGGAAAAUAAAAGCACUCGCCCAAUUAUUAUAUUGUAGGCUACAUAUUAGCAGAAAAAGAGUUUACUACACUAUUUAAGCCAUUUUGGUAUC
Rhinichthys klamathensis goyatoka is the source of this 1915-nucleotide messenger RNA. It is a transcript of the gene dnase1l1l, whose product is annotated as deoxyribonuclease I-like 1-like. Bases 714 to 1592 code for a protein of 292 amino acids. Gene Ontology annotation, molecular function: DNA nuclease activity. Gene Ontology annotation, cellular component: nucleus. Gene Ontology annotation, biological process: DNA catabolic process. The record is from RefSeq and is a predicted model, not a curated record. Lineage: Eukaryota; Metazoa; Chordata; Actinopteri; Cypriniformes; Leuciscidae. The transcript has 9 exons.